CAGAAACUCCUUCCAUCAAUGAAUACCCUUUCUUCGAAACGCUUGUUUGCGCAGCUAUCUUUUGCCAAGGGAGCACUCCAACAGAACCAUAUUCGAUUGUUGCUGACAAUCAACAACGAAGCUAACGUGCGACGGUCGACUAAAUCGCUGGUACUAGGCAAGACCAAGGUCAUGGGUUAUGAGGAGCGUAAGGUGGCACGAGAGAAGCGCGUCGAGAAAGAUGCUGCGCAGAAGGUUAAAGGCAAAGGGAAACGAGGUCAGAACCGCACGAGUGCUGUGCUAGAGGCGGAUGCAGCAGAGCCAAGCUUCGCGACUGGAGUCGUUGGCAGGUCAAAGAGGAUCUUCAGUAAGACACUGUAUGGAAAGAAGCAGUACAGCCAGCCACUCCAUGGUGGCAAUCGCGACUCUUCCGCCACAGGCAACAUCUACGCGGUAGCCGGCCGACCUGUACAACAGAGCUAG
This is a messenger RNA of Macroventuria anomochaeta, 462 nucleotides long. RefSeq lists its product as uncharacterized. The coding region runs from base 19 to 462 and encodes 147 amino acids. The transcript is spliced from 2 exons. The record is from RefSeq and is a predicted model, not a curated record. Lineage: Eukaryota; Fungi; Ascomycota; Dothideomycetes; Pleosporales; Didymellaceae.